UAUGAUUCUUUUUUCUUUUUACCUUCUCGACAGUGAAGGGAAGGGAAGAGGGAACAACAAGAUUUCAUGGAUCAUGUCCUCUUGACAAGUGUCUCUGUUCCUCACCUUAUGUUCCCCAGUUCUAUUCAUUCUCACUCUCAUUCUCAUUCUCAUUCAUUCAUUUGAAAGAAGGAAACUAUCUUCCUCUUGCUUCUUCUUCUCUGGUCUUUCAUCCGCUUCCACUUUUUACUGUGUAAAGCUCCAAAGAAUCAAAGUUCCCACCUUUUAUCUCGCGCUCUGUCUAUCUGUCUGUCUGUCUGUCUCUCCCUGUGUUUUUCAACUUUGAGGACUCUGUCUCCGAGCUGAACACGACACCGCUGCCAUGGCAGUGGCAGAGCUGACCACCCCCACCUGCCCGAAAUCCGCCCUCCGCUCUUCCCACUCCCAGCAGCUCUCUUACUUGUCUGCCCGCUUCCAUAGUCGCCGCCACCAGUCCUUCCGUCUUCCCCAUCGAGCCCGGAAUGCGAGGAUUUCUUGCUCCGUGAACAGCCAAGCUCCACCGGUUGCUGUAAAGACCGAGGAGCCGAAGACUAAACAGUCUGAGUGCUUUGGUGUCUUCUGCCUCACUUAUGACCUCAAGGCUGAAGAAGAGACGAAAUCAUGGAAGAAAAUGAUAAACGUCUCCGUCUCUGGUGCCGCUGGGAUGAUUUCAAAUCAUCUUCUUUUCAAGCUUGCAUCUGGUCAAGUUUUCGGACCAAAUCAACCCAUUGCUUUGAAACUAUUGGGUUCAGAAAGGUCAUUUCAAGCUCUUGAAGGAGUUGCCAUGGAACUGGAGGAUUCCUUGUUUCCUUUACUGAGAGAAGUGAAGAUCGGGAUUGAUCCUUAUGAGGUGUUCCAAGAUGCAGAAUGGGCUCUCCUGAUUGGAGCCAAGCCUCGUGGGCCUGGAAUGGAACGGGCAGACUUGCUGGAUAUUAAUGGGCAAAUCUUUGCUGAGCAGGGGAAGGCUCUAAAUGCAGUCGCAUCUCGUAAGGUGAAAGUCAUAGUAGUUGGAAACCCAUGCAACACCAACGCAUUAAUCUGUUUGAAAAACGCUCCAAAUAUUCCUGCAAAGAACUUUCAUGGCCUGACAAGGUUAGAUGAGAAUCGCGCGAAAUGCCAGCUUGCUCUCAAAGCUGGGGUCUUCUAUGAUAAGGUGUCGAAUGUGACCAUUUGGGGAAACCACUCAACUACACAGGUACCAGACUUUCUAAAUGCUAGAAUCAAUGGAUUGCCGGUCAAAGAGGUGAUUACAGACCAUAAGUGGCUAGAGGAGGAGUUCACUGAAAAAGUCCAGAAGAGAGGUGGAGCAUUGAUCCAGAAGUGGGGAAGAUCUUCAGCAGCCUCGACUGCUGUUUCGAUUGUUGAUGCAAUAAAGUCCCUCAUUACUCCAACCCCUGAGGGUGAUUGGUUCUCUUCUGGAGUAUAUACAGAUGGAAAUCCUUAUGGAAUUGCAGAGGGUAUUGUUUUUAGCAUGCCCUGCCGAUCCAAAGGUGAUGGAGAUUACGAGCUUGUCAAGGAUGUGAUCUUUGAUGACUACCUUCUCAAGAAAAUUACCAAGACUGAGGCAGAGUUGCUGGCUGAGAAGAGAUGCGUAGCUCAUCUGAUCGGGGAGGGAGUUGGAUUCUGCGAUCUGCCCGAGGACACGAUGCUUCCAGGAGAGAUGUGAUUCCAUCAAUGGCAGCAACAUUUCUCGCGCAUUUAUGUACAAGUGAAAUAUGAAAGCUAGAAUAGGCUAUCUAUUUGUUUGUGCAGAUCAGAGUGUCAAAUGAGUGGUAAUGAUCUUACAGGAUGAGGAGCCUUAGCAUCUAAUUCCAUGAAAUAAAUGUGGGGGCAUCUGGAGCUUCCAUUCUUAUGCUCCACCUCCCAGUGAACAAUUUCAGUUUAGUGUUAUGGAUCCCUUUCUCUA
Messenger RNA from Punica granatum (pomegranate), 1924 nucleotides. The record is from RefSeq and is a predicted model, not a curated record. Lineage: Eukaryota; Viridiplantae; Streptophyta; Magnoliopsida; Myrtales; Lythraceae.